Dermacentor albipictus is the source of this 1451-nucleotide messenger RNA. NCBI's taxonomy places the organism in Eukaryota, Metazoa, Arthropoda, Arachnida, Ixodida, Ixodidae. The record is from RefSeq and is a predicted model, not a curated record.
AAGAGAGAAUAAAUGCAGAGGAUGAGUAAUGUCUCCAUUCCUGUCGUACUGAUUUAAUAUGCACGAUAUAACAUAAUUGGCGACGAGGAUUUAACAACCCAUGUGCUACCGGCUUGCCCUUCAUCUGUGCCGUCGAUUGCUGCAUAUCAUCCUCUACGAUGAGUAUUUCGGGGCUACAACCGCCACCCCCGUUCCUGUCAUCACCUGGAGACCCAGUCAUCCCAUGGGAGCAAUGGAUUCAAGCGUUCAGGAACUACAUGGUGGCGUCGGGCGCCUCCGACCUACCUGCCGUGCGUCGGAAGGCGAUUCUGCUCAACUGCUUGGGCUUGGAAGGCCAACGCAUCUUCCAGACCCUCACGUCGGAGGACGACCCGCGCUUUUUGGCUUCGAGCGCCACCGGAGGGCCGUUGACGACUCCUGCCCCAGAUGAGUUCGACUGCGCUGUUGCGACACUUGAAAGUCACUACAAGAGCUCUGUCAAUGUCACCGCAGCGCGUCACCGUUUCCGUCGACGUGCACAAGCCCCAGGUGAGACUGCGCUCGAUUACGUCACCGCGCUACGAGGUCUCGUAGCAGCGUGCAACUUCGGUGACUUGGCGGACGACAUGAUGCGCGACCAGCUUAUAGAAAAAACUACUAGCGAAUACUUGCGUGAACGUCUUUUACUGGAAGAGUCUCUUACGCUUUCCCGGGCCCUCACCAUUGCGAGACAGCAUGAUCAGGCGACUAGAGAAGCGAGAGAACUUGCACGACAUGAAGCACAAGUGCAUCACGUUAAAAACACAAACACUUCAAAUAUGAGAGAAAAGCACUGUGGCACGUGCACAUGCUAUACGACGCCUACUGAAAGUCGUCGAGCUCUGAAAGAGCAAGAAUGUUAUCGUUGUGGUUCUUUGGACCAUCUGGCGAAUAGCCCUCACUGCAAAGCUAAGACACUUAAGUGUUGCAGAUGUGGAAAGACUGGCCAUCUGGAAAAGUUGUGCAAGUCUUCCCGAAAGUCUGAAAAGAAAAUUCAGCAUGUCACGGAAGGCGACGCAGAUACAGCUGACACGGACGAUCACAUAAGUGUUUGUCACAUCUGGAGUCGUAAGAAGGGAAUUUAUGCAGUUUUGGAAAUUGAAGGAAUUUCCGUGUCGUUCCUGAUUGACACUGGAUCAUCAGUUUCAAUCCUAGCCGAAGAGCUUUACCGACGCCAUUUCGAUACUGUAUUUCCCCUGACAUCAACGUCCGUCCAGCUCCUCGAUUAUUCUAAGUCAGCAAUUCCUAUAAAAGGAUGUUUCAUUGCUCCAGUUUCAUUUCAUGGCCGAUGCACUUCUGUCCUUCUGUACGUUGUGUCGGGAGGGCACACGCAACAAGCUUCAGCUAAUUUGCCAAGAUGCGAAGAACGCGUGAGGAGAAGCGCCCGCAACAAGAAGACACCAAAGAAGCUGCACGACUACAUCAGGAAGUAA